Entelurus aequoreus (snake pipefish) is the source of this 2447-nucleotide messenger RNA. Its product is annotated as ras-related protein Rab-39B-like. Lineage: Eukaryota; Metazoa; Chordata; Actinopteri; Syngnathiformes; Syngnathidae. The record is from RefSeq and is a predicted model, not a curated record. Gene Ontology annotation, cellular component: Golgi membrane. The coding region runs from base 742 to 1383 and encodes 213 amino acids. Gene Ontology annotation, biological process: Rab protein signal transduction. Gene Ontology annotation, molecular function: GTPase activity; GTP binding. The transcript is spliced from 10 exons.
ACUUUAAAAUUGAAGGUUGAGGAUAACGUGAAAUGCUAAUACGAGGAUCGUAGCUACUCCCCUGUCAUGGCGACAAAGUUAGAAGAAUGUUAAAAUGUGAAAUGUCACGUCCUUGACAUGAAGAGAUGUCUCUACUUCAUCAUCACUUCAUCCAAAGUGAGCGAAGAGGAUUCACACAUUUUACCUUGGCCGAAGUCCCGAACCAGCCGAUGAAGCCGUUCUCGCGGCAGAAGGCGUCCAGUUUGGGUUGCUGGCACGUCGCCUGGUCUGCCUUGUUGGCUAAGAGGACGGCCGGAAUGGGCCUGCCGUGGUUCAGCGUCACCUUCGCACAAACACAAGGCAACGAUAUAUAACACUGAAGACGGAUGACGAUGUUGUGGCCCCACUGAAGCACCUUAAGGGCGAAGUCCACCCCGAUGGUGGCUCGGUAAUGCUGCGAAAAGAUGUGGUGGACGUACCGCUUAAUGAUGGACGUCUUGCCCACCCCCAAGUCGCCGAUGACCAACACUUUGAACAGGAGCUCCCGCUGCAUGGCUCCAACAAGAAGUCUCACUCCCACUCGACUCUUCUGGGAGCUGCCGGUGCGUUCAGGUGUUCAGCUGAAAGCGUGGGAUUCCCCGGAGAUGGCUUGCUGAAACAGGGGAAAAAACGCAAAGCGAAUGUUAUUCCUCCGUCUGGCAUCAUCGUCGACAUGGAGCUGGCUUUUGACACAUAUUGAGCCAUAAAUUUAAAAGAUCUGACAUGGACACAAUAUGGCUUUAUCAGUUUCGUCUCAUCGUCAUCGGAGACUCCACGGUGGGCAAGUCGUGUUUGAUCCGCAGGUUCACCGAGGGCCACUUCGCCCACGUGUCGGACCCCACUGUGGGGGUGGACUUCUUCUCCCGCCUGCUGGAGAUCGAGCCGGGCAAAAGGAUCAAACUCCAGAUCUGGGACACUGCGGGGCAAGAGCGGUUCAGGUCCAUCACCAGGGCAUACUACCGCAACUCGGUGGGGGGUCUCUUGCUCUUCGACAUCACCAACCGCCGCUCCUUCCAGAACGUGCACAACUGGCUGGAGGAGGCGCAAAGUCACGUCCAGCCGCACGGCAUCGUUUUCCUGCUGGUGGGCCACAAGUGUGACCUGGAGGCUCAGCGCCAGGUGAGCCGGCAGGAGGCCGAAAAGCUGGCGGGGGCCUACGGCAUGCACUACGUGGAGACGUCGGCCCGAGACGCCAUCAACGUAGAGAAGGCGUUCAUGGAUCUGACCAGGGAGAUCUUUGAGCUGGUGCGGAGCGGCGACAUCAAGAUCCAGGACGGCUGGGAGGGCGUCAAGAGCGGAUUCGUCCCCAACAUCGUCCAUUCGUCGGAGGAGGUGACCAAGAGCGGACGGCAAUGCCUCUGCUGAACUGUACGUCAUUUCUUUGGACUCCAUCUUUGGGAGAGCCGAAAGUAGUCGUAUGACCCUCCCAUUUCUACAAAUAUGUCCAUCUUGAAAGUAAUAUGCUUUACUUCUCAUGUGCUGCUUGGUCAUACUACUAUUCUAAGCACAAGAAGCCUUCAGCUUCACGUUCGCUUUACUGCUUUUUGGGGGUUUUUCUUCACGUCUUUACAACUAAUAAACAUCGGAGAGCCACUUCAAACAUAACAACUAUGUAGUCAGGAUGAGGCAACACCUUCACUAACUGCACAAGGGAGUAUUGAGGUCACACUGAUAAGUAACACAUACAAAAAUAAAAGUGGUUAUAAUGCAAAAUUGUAACAAGUGAAAAUGUCAUAUGACGUAAAAUGGUCUGUGUCAUGGUACUAUUACAACUUUUAGUUUUCAUAUUUUACCAAUUUUUCUCCUGGGUGUGACCCACACAAACACGAUUUUGAACAGUCAAUGUAAGUCAAAACGGGAUCUUAGUUUGUUUGUGAUGAACAUGAAAUAUUGCCUCAUUUUGACUGAAUAGUGCUCACUUGAUUUAAGGUGAAAGAGUCUCUAAGAGUGCCUUGUGGAGAAAAGAAGCUUUUGUGUACAGUCAACUCCCCGUUGCUAGGCAGAACUGUGUUUAUAUUAUUUUAGCGUGGCGGGGAUGGAAGCUCUAAAAUUUACUUUUAAAAGUCUCAUUGUAAUUCAAAUGUAUCGAAGCGUAUAUAAAAAGUGAAUUAUAAAUAUUUAUGUGAAAAUUAAACGUUGGAACAGUGGAAGUUAAAAGUUCUUACUUGCCAAACCAUUACGGGUGGAAGGCGGCACCUGGUGGUCAAAAGCAGUAACUGCAGUAAACUGAGCCGCUUUCUGUUUUGAUGAAUUAUAAGCUAAAACAUGAGUUGGUUUUAAUAGACACAAACAAAAACAAGCAAUUCAAGUUCAUAUGUUGAAAAUAAACUGUGUACAAAACAAAUUUAAAUUACGCAAUAACACGCAAAAGCUGCUUCUUGGCUAACACGAACCACACUUUCGGUCUACUUGAGCGGUUCCGGUGUUGU